AUGGAAGUUACAGUAGUAGUAUGUCUUCUUAUGGGCUUUCUAAGCACAUUACUCGCUAUUGAAAGUGCAGUUUGCAUCUCAAUGUUCCAACAAGUGUGCUUCAUCCCACCACUUGCCAAUAUGGUGACGUUCAUUUUAAGUAUAGUGACACUCGUGCCUGUAAGUGCGUGUCUAGUUACAGCUUGGUUGGACGCCCAUGACGAUAUGAAUGAAGAGCAGCAGUUUUUGCUGAACACUAGAGGUCAUGCAGCAACAUCAAGUGAUCGUACAAGACAACCGAGACGUAUCGUCACGUACUUGUAUGCUGGUCACCUGCUCUCGGCUUGGGGUGAUCGGAUGUGGGGCUUUGCAGUACCCAUCUUGUUCAUGGACAUAUUCGUCGAUACGUUUCUUCCGAGCGCAGCCUUCUCACUGGCCAUGUACGUUGUGUGCAUCGCUAUGAUUCCGACAGUGGGUCAUUAUCUCGACCGAUGGAAUCGCUGGACGGCUAUGAAGUACGCUAUCAUUCUGGAAAACUUGAUGAUCGUGUUGAGCUCCAUUAUCUUAGUACUGAUUCUACUGGUGACGCAAGCUGAUGGCAUCCACAAGCCUGAGUGGACAUGGCUACUGGUAUUGCUGUUUGCAUGCACAUUGGUAUGUGGCGGCGUGGGACAAGUGCUCAACGACGCGCAGACUUUGGGCAUCGAACGUGACUGGGUCGUGGUUAUUGCUGGAUCCGACAACUCGACGAUAUUAGCUAACCUCAAUACGACCAUGCGCCGCAUCGAUCUUAGUUGCAACAUUCUCGGUCCCAUAGCGUUUGGUUUUAUUGUAGAUUUUGCGGGGAGUGAUGCCACAACUCGCGCUAUCGUAGGAGCUGCAGUUGUGGGUAUCUGGAAUCUGAUCUCGGCACCUCUAGAGUACGCAAUGACGUAUGACGUUUAUCGCCUCGUGCCUGAUCUGGCUGUCCGUUCACCGGUUGAUGAUGAACAUGUAAUCGAUGACGAGGAUGAGGAAAUGCCACACUCAACUUCCACUGCCCAGUUGGGCACGAUGACCCGUUACGGCAAAAUGUGGAUCAGCUAUGUCAAACAUCCGGUCUUUUACGUCAGUUUGUCGUUCUGUGCUCUGUACAUGACGAUUCUCAGCGGUGGCGCGUUGAACAUUGCCUACCUAAAGUGGCGUGGAGUUUCAAACGCUCUUUUGGGUGCGAGUCGUGGUGCUGGAGCAUUGGCUGGACUGGUGGGGACUAUAAUCUUCCAGUGUUUGCGGACAUCCAUGAAACAAGUGGAGUUUGUGGCGGUGCUGAGUGUGUGGCUCUUUUGGUCGUGCCUAGCUCCAGUAUUGCUAGCCUUUCUGUUCACGGGCGAGUCCGUCGUGUCCGAUUAUGUCAUGCUGACAUGUGUAGUCGUAUCGCGUGCUUGGCUCUGGAGUACGGAUCUGGCUGUGACGCAGAUUAUGCAAGAGUGGAUCGAACCAAACGAACGCGGUGCCAUUAACUCCAUGCAGACGGCCAUGUGCCAGUUCUUCUUCAUUCUUAUUUUGUUGUCGGGUGUGGUUUUCCACGAUCCGCAACAAUUUGAGGCUCUCGUGAUGUUCUCACUAGCCGCGGUGUUAGCUUCUUCCGUUGGGUUCACAUACUGGGUAGUCAAGUACGGCCGUCAUCGCAACAAGUACAUCUCGGCAGAGACAGCACCAGCGACGACACGUAGGUAG
This is a messenger RNA of Peronospora belbahrii, 1695 nucleotides long. Lineage: Eukaryota; Oomycota; Peronosporomycetes; Peronosporales; Peronosporaceae. The record is from the annotation of a GenBank genome assembly.